AUGCAAAAAUCAAUUUCCAAACAUUCCGUCAAGUCCGUUUUGGCAAAGAUUGCUUCUAAUCAACAACGUAAUUUCAAGUUGGAUCUGACUGAGGCCAAGAAGCCUACUCAUCUUCUUCCUGAUGAAUAUGAUGGUAUCAAGUUGGUGACUCCGGAGAGACCUGGACCAAAGACUAAGGAACUCUUGGAAAGAAUGAACAAGAUUCAAGACAUGAGAGCAGCUCACUUUGUAGCCAAUUUUGAAAAGAGCAAGGGCAACUUUAUUGUCGAUGCCGAUGACAACAUCAUUUUGGACACAUUUACUCAAAUUUCUUCUAUUCCUCUUGGUUACAAUCAUCCAUACUUGAUUGAAAAGUUCCACAAGGACCCAAGAUAUGCUACCAGCUUCUUGAACAGACCAAGUUUGGGCAUUAAUCCUCCUCACAAUUACAUUGAUAUUUUGCAAGAGUCAUUUGCAAGAAUUAUGCCAAAGGGUAUGACUGAUGUUGUGACUUUGAGCAGUGGAGCCGAAGCCAAUGAAAAUGCAUACAAGGUUGCAUUCUGUAGAUACAUGCAAAUCAAGAGAGGAGGUAAAUCUGCCUCCAAGGAAGAAAUGGAUUCUUGUGUGUUGAACCAAAAGCCUGGAACACCAAACUUGUCAAUUUUGUCAUUUAAGAAUUCGUUCCACGGAAGAACUCUUGGUGCUCUCACUGCUACACACAGCAAGGCUAUCCAUAAAGUCGACUUCCCUUCAUUCAAUUGGCCAGUUUGUGACUUCCCACAAUUGAAGUAUCCAUUGGAGCAAUACGAAGCUGAAAACAAGAAGGAAAUGGAUAGAGUUUUGGAGCAAGUUGAAAAGACAAUCAAACUUUCACACUCACCAAAUUCACCUUGGGGUGAAGUUGCUGGCUUGGUUGUUGAACCUAUUCAAUCAGAGGGUGGUGACAAGCAUGCUAUGCCAUACUUCUUCAAAGAAUUGAGAAGAAUCACUAAAGAAAAUAAUGUUGCAUUUAUUUGUGAUGAAGUUCAAACUGGUGGAGGUGCUACUGGUAAAUUCUGGGCUCAUGAAUAUUGGGGUUUGGGAGAAAAUGGUCCUGAUAUUGUCUGCUUCUCAAAGAAAUUGCAAGCUGCUGGUAUUUUCCAUCGCCCAGAAUUUAAGAUUGAUCUUCCAUACAGAAUUUUCAACACCUGGCUUGGAGAUUAUACUCGUGCUUUGCAAUUGGGUGCCAUUAUUGAUGUUAUUGAACGUGAUCGUCUUUUGGAUUUAGUGAAUCAAACUGGAGCUUACAUGAUGAAACAUAUGACUGAAUUAUCAAAGAGAUAUCCAGGAAAGAUUGACAAUGUGAGAGGUGCUGGUACUUUUAUUGCCUUCGAGUCGAAUAAGCAACCUGAGUUAAUGAAGCAAAUGCUGCAUAGAGGUGUUGAAGUUGGAUCGUGUGGUACAAAUACCAUUCGUCUUAGACCAAUGUUGACUUUCCAUCAAUGGCAUGCUAAUAUCUUCCUUCAAAAUUUGAAUGAAACUUUGGAGAAGCUCUAA
This is a messenger RNA of Naegleria lovaniensis, 1515 nucleotides long. RefSeq lists its product as uncharacterized. Bases 1 to 1515 code for a protein of 504 amino acids. Gene Ontology annotation, molecular function: pyridoxal phosphate binding. The record is from RefSeq and is a predicted model, not a curated record. Lineage: Eukaryota; Heterolobosea; Eutetramitea; Acrasida; Naegleriidae. The transcript has 4 exons. Gene Ontology annotation, cellular component: mitochondrion. Gene Ontology annotation, biological process: GABA catabolic process.